Molecule: messenger RNA, 1926 nt
Organism: Venustampulla echinocandica
Lineage: Eukaryota; Fungi; Ascomycota; Leotiomycetes; Helotiales; Pleuroascaceae
Product: Phosphoglycerate mutase-like protein
Exons: 2
Coding region: 1-1926 (641 amino acids)
Source: RefSeq, a predicted model, not a curated record
AUGGCCUGGCCACCCGCUGUCGUUAUUGUCGUUAGGCACGGCGCUCGUCUCGAUGCCGCAGAUGAGCAAUGGCAUCUUACGUCGCCAACGCCCUACGACCCCCCCCUCACUUAUGGUGGUUGGACCCAGUCAAGAGCCCUAGGCCAACGCAUAGCAAGCAUCUUGCGAAGCCGAGAAACCGACGAUGAUAUACCUGGCACAAACGAGGGAGGCGAGAGGCGUGAACAAGUUGGAGGUAGCGGGAGGAAACGUAGACACAAGGUCGUUAUACAUACUUCACCGUUCCAACGCUGUGUUCAAACUUCGAUCGCCAUCAGUGCAGGGCUUGCUCAGAGUCCUAGCCAGACCCGAAGCCGGUCACCAUCAGUUCAAUCGAACAGCAGCAAGACAUCCCAGAUACACGCCUCUCCUAAGACUCGGCCAAAAGUAGCAACGGACUCUCCUACCUUGGCUCCCAUUCCAGAACCCGCCAGAGUCAGUGUCAGGCCCCACGAACAGCCCAGUAAUAUCAAGAAGGCUACCAUACGUGUCGAUGCAUUUCUUGGGGAGUGGCUGACGCCUGAUUACUUUGAGCUUAUUACUCCACCGCCGAGCUCUGUUAUGAUGGUCGCAGGAGCAAAAGCAGAUCUGCUACGACGAGAGGAUCAUCACAACCUAAUCCAUGUUAAGGAUUUUAUUGGUACCGCUCAGAAUAAGCCAUUCCCAGGUGGAUGGGGCAGUCCUGUUGUUGCCGCCGAGCCUGACAAGGACGAUGGACCUUUAUCCAGUCUGUCUGCUCUGGGCCAGGCGCUGCAUCGACGAGACAGAACUAGCAGCUUGAGUAGCGUGGGGACCAAUGGAAGCCACUAUACUGCCCGAAGUAAUGCUCCAUUGCCAGCUCCUACAGACCAUGGUAUCUACCAGCCUCCGAUACCUAGCUAUGCCAUCUCGCUCUCCAACCCUAUCCCUCCAGGCUACGUAGCACACGCUCGAGAUGCUUGCGUCAAUGUAGACUAUCAAUGGGACAGUAUGCGCGAACCCCAGAACUGGGGAAAUGGUGGUGAAUAUGGCGAGGAGUGGAGUUCGAUGCAUAAGAGAUUCCGAAAAGGAUUGCAGCAGCUGGUGAGCUGGUACAAUACAAACGAUGAUCGAGGAACCGCUUUCACGAAACUGCCGCCCCCUUCCCAUGCAUUUGGGGGGGAUGAAGAGGACAACUCGGACGAUGAAGAUACUGAUCUCGUGGUCAUUCUAGUGACUCAUGGUGCAGGCUGCAAUGCUCUGAUCGGUGCUUUGACACACCAACCAGUGUUAUUAGAUGUUGGUAUGGCAUCUUUGACCAUGGCGGUUCGCAAGCCAACUCCACCCAAUUCGCCAACAUCCACGCCCAGUGCAACUCCCAAGGCACACUCUCGUGCUUCGUCGAGAAACGUCGGCAUUUCUGAUCAAUACGACGUCAAACUCGUGGCGAACACUGAGCACCUCCGCCCCAGCACCACGUCGACACCGACAUCAUCUCGAGCUACGUCUGUUGCGGGUCAUCCUACCUUUCGGGAACGAUUCGUUGCGAAUAAUGCACCAUUCGAUAUGAAUAAAUCACGUCCCAUCCUAUCUGGUAAUUUCGGGAGUAUGCGUCGCACAGCGAGUAUUGCAGGUUCUGCGUCUCGAAAUUACCUACCGGCCAGACAGAGCUCAAUUGGACUUUGGAGUGCGCCCCAACCCGAAGAAGAGGCCUCCGAAGAAGCUGAGGACGAUAUGAUUUUGAAUUUCGGCGAUACUGAUGAGAAUGCGAACAAGGUUGAGGAGCCAGAGGAAGCGGUGCUUGACCCGGCGAAAGAUGACGACGAUGAAAUAGCGCCAUUAGGUCUUUGGGGCAAACCACCUGGAUAUGCAGAUAAGCUCCGGGAUGUUCCUCAAAAGCGCAGGUGGACAGUAAAUGAGCGUGCUUAG